AUGGGUCAGUUACCUGACGAUGCCCCAGCUCCAAGACUCUGUUACAUCACUAAAAACGCUCCAACUCAGGAGUAUGGCUACAACUUGCACGCAGAGAGAAAACGUGGACAGCUUGUAGGAGAAGUAGAUAAGGGUUCUCCUGCUGAUAUAGGAGGGCUUAAAAAAGGAGACAAAAUUUUCGCUGUAAAUGGACAUAGUAUAAUUGGGGAAAACCAUAAGCAAGUGGUACAACGAAUCAAAGAACAUCCAACUCACUGUGAAAUGCUUGUUUUGGAACUGGCGAAUUGCGAAUAUUAUAGUGAUCGUAAUAUACCAGUUACACUAGCAUUGCCGAAUAUCGUCCGAGUAGAGAAGAAGAGCGAAUCGAACGGCAGUGUAUCAAAAAGUUUUUCAUCCCAUCACAAGAAUCCAGAGCCUGUCUUCGUUGCUCCCCCUCCUCCACACGACAGUCACUUCGACAAUAUGAACAAGCCACGCGCUACUCUUUGCAAACUGGUCAAGACCUCUCCAACUUCUGAGUUUGGUUUUAACCUUCAUGCCGAGAAGGGGCGAGGCCACUUUAUUGGAGAGGUUGACCAAGGAGGGAUUGGUGAGAAAGCUGGUCUUCUUCAACAUCAAAGAAUCGUUGGAGUGAAUGGACAGUUAAUCUAUCCAUCAACUCUUCAUAAGGAUGUUGUUCAUCUAAUCAAAUCAUCUCCUCUUUCCACCACUCUUUUGUUGGCCUCUGAAGAUGUAGAUGAGUGGUAUAAGAAACACAAUGAAGAAUUUUCUUUUGCUCAUUCAGUUUCUGGGGUAGCCACCCAAGAAAUAAGUCCUCACAGUAUUCAAAUUGCUGAUGAUGAGCUUCCUUAUGAAAAGCUUGAAGCAAAACAAGCUCAAUAUGAUGAGCCUCCUGAGAUUGAACCAUCGGCUCCAGAAGAGUAUCCUGUUCCUCAUUUACGUACAGCUCCAGUAGAACUUGCUACUUCUGAUGUUGUUGGAACUGAAGUCAUUAAUGAUGAUAUACUUAACGCUAUUUUCUCUGGCAUAGACAGCUAUGACCAUGUUAUGACAUCACCUGAGUUAUCUCGUGAAGAGAGAGCUGAGACACAAACUUCAAUAGUCAGUCAUGAAGGACAUUCUCGCACUCAUUCCGUCCAAAGCUUCGACCACAUCUCAUUGGGACGUGAAAGUGCUGUCGACGUCCCCAAAUACGACCCUUACGCUUUCAAUAAUGCGGAGAAGCAAUCCGGCUAUUUCCCGUCAUCGCAUCAAUCCAAUACGUACAGAAAUCACAGUGCCACACCCUCUGUGGAUGAUAGUGACAUCUUCCAUUUGUCAGCUAAAGAAGCUCGUGAGCGUUUAAGACCAAAGAAAGACCGAAGAGGACUGAACAUGACAUUGGACGAAAAAUAUCGUUUAGUCAGCAAUAUGUAA
This is a messenger RNA of Auanema sp. JU1783, 1416 nucleotides long. NCBI's taxonomy places the organism in Eukaryota, Metazoa, Nematoda, Chromadorea, Rhabditida, Rhabditidae. The record is from the annotation of a GenBank genome assembly.